AUGUUACCAAUAUUUGAGGAAGUUGUGCCAACACCCCAUGAGUUGGAAACUCUUAAAUUGCCUCCUGUUGCACAUGAUAUACCAGACGUCAAACAUGGAGUUGAUGGUGUACAUGGUACUGAUUUGGUAGACGAUGAUUACGAUGAUUUUAGUACCACACCAUCGCAUCUGUCCAGUGGCAAACAACAACAAAGGAGUGCCAAUUCUGAUUCCUCGCGAGGCAAGAAACGGACGCAGUUUUCAGUUUCUGUUCCUCCUUCCAGGAAAAAACCAUCACGGAAGGAAUCUGGGAUAAAAGGGACAAGGAAACCAGAUGCACCUACAGCACCCCGAACAGAUGAGUUUAAACUGAUAAGGGAAGAGAUUCGGAUUUUCAAGAAAGAAGUGUUUGACUACAUGGAUAACAACUUCAAAAAGUUGUUAGAUGCAAUAAAGGGCAAUCAAACACCAGAUAAGGUCGGCGACACAAUGUUAAAAGCUGACUUACAUAGUGAUGGUGGGAUUUCUCAAGGCAAUCAAAGUGGCGGUGCAGUAAAGCUUUCAACCAAAGAGAAUCAAGGUGGUGGUGCCACUUCCGCGCAGAGGAGUCAUCCAGUGGUUGAGGGAGUUGGGUUGCCAAUUAAUGAUCCGGUUUCUGUUGUUGAUGUGGAUAAAGAAACCGGAGUUAAAAGUGAUGCACAAACAGAUGGAGUGCCCAUAACACCAAUCCAUUUAAAUUUUGAUGAAUCUCAGCAAAUCGGCGAUAUGGAGAAUGCUAAUGCUGAAUUUACCGCAUCAGAGGAAAUGGUAGCGGACUUGCUAAUCAACUGCCCUUUAGCAUGUGUUAUUCCUCUCGGUCCUCCUCCAGUACCACGCGAUGAUCAAACCGAUUUGUCAAGUUUAAGGACUCCUCAGAAUGUGGACAAUAACCCGGUAACCAUCUCUCAGUGGAUGAUUCCUGAUUCUCAGAUACCAAUCCAACUUGGAGUACAACCAACAACCGGACAAAGUUCAACUAAUGAAACUGAACAACAAGUUGGAGUACAACCGAUAGUUGGCCACAGUUCAAGCGAUGAAACUGGACAACAAGUUCCCGUACAACCAAAUGCGGGCCAAAGCUCAAGUGGUGAGACUGCACAGUUUUCAAACUCUGAAAAACAGAUCAUUGUCCAUCCAGGUGCUGCCCGAGAAAGGAAACCAAGCAAAUAUAACCUGUCCCCUUAUUGUCCCAAUUUCAGCUCAGCGGGUUCUUCUGCCAAAAAUAUCGGUCCUUGCAUUUAUCAGAAAAAACACCCAUUUGUUGACCACCCUAUAAAUGCCCCGUUAGAUACUUCGUUUCUUCAAGAAUAUCAAAAGUGGCUUGAGAAGGAUCUGUUGAAAUCGCAUGACAAAAGGAAGCCAAAUGAAAAUCAUUACAGAAAGAACAAGGAAGGACUCGAUCCUGCGGAUGCCGAACUUCAGUUGCAUUUAGGCGUUACAGCCGUAGCCGACAAAAACUGGUUCUACUUGUUAUCUAUGGAUGGGCAACUUUGGACUAAUGAGGUUGAUGGAGUAGGUUUAGUUGUUGAAAUUUACAAAUCUUGGGAAAACCCUGAUUCAUCCACAUGUGUCGCCAGUAAGGAAGAUGAAAUGUGUGAGUACAUUAACGGGCACAGGCUGUUGGCUAAUGUACCAUGGUAUACUGUUGACAACGUACUAAUUCCUGUCAACAUAAAAGAGGAAAAUCACUGGAUUUUGGUUGUGAUAUCAUUCACUGACAGGUCCAUCUACGUAUACAACUCAUACCGAGCUGCAGGGCAUGAUGCUGUCGUUAGAGUCGGAGUGAAAAUGUUGGCUACUCUAGUGACACAUAGUCUACAAAUGACUGAUUUCUAUGAGAAGAAGGCGAAUAUAGAUUUUGUCACACAUCCUUCUUACAGAAAUAGAGAACAGACCGACAACUUUGACAUUGUGAAUGUAGACAAUCUCCCGCAACAAGCUCCCUCUAGCAUGGAUUGUGGUGUGUAUGUGGCAGCCUUCGCUGAAUACUUGAGCUCAAGUGCAGUCAUCCCAACCGAAUUCGAUGCAAAGUUACUCCGUAUGAGAUAUGGUGCCCUUUUAUGCGACUAUGCAUGGGAUAAGUCAAACAACAAUGCAUCAAGUGAUAACGAACAGCCUCCAAGACCAAUUAGACCGGCAGUUGAUUACGAUGCAGUUGAUAAAGAGGAUCUUGAUUAG
Molecule: messenger RNA, 2196 nt
Organism: Lycium barbarum (goji berry)
Lineage: Eukaryota; Viridiplantae; Streptophyta; Magnoliopsida; Solanales; Solanaceae
Exons: 11
Coding region: 1-2196 (731 amino acids)
Biological process (GO): proteolysis
Molecular function (GO): cysteine-type peptidase activity
Source: RefSeq, a predicted model, not a curated record